Messenger RNA from Rattus norvegicus (Norway rat), 7015 nucleotides. NCBI's taxonomy places the organism in Eukaryota, Metazoa, Chordata, Mammalia, Rodentia, Muridae. The record is from RefSeq and is a predicted model, not a curated record.
UAUAUGGGAAACAGCAUAUCAGCCCUUGUCCUGACCAGAGGCACGAAGGGGAACCAAAACGGAAGACCACAGUCCUCUACACCUUGAGAGGCCCCUGGGACUGUUAUGGUUUCCCCGGGGAAACCACAGAAACCUAAGGGAGGGCAGGCUACCCCUUCUGCCCUGGAGACCCUGAUUUUCAGUCAUGAUCACUCUUAAGCUGUAAGGUAAACUUGGAGACUGAGGAGACAGUUCAGUCAGGAAAGCGCUUGCUCUGCAAGCGUGAGGACUAGAGUUCAGUCUCUGCAACCUGCGUAAAAAGGCAGGUGUGGUGGCACAUACCCAUAAUCCCAGUGUUGAGGAGGCAGAGCCAAGAAGAUCGAGGGGGUUGGCUGAUUAGCAUAUGCAGACAUACUGGCACACAGGUCAGCACUUCUGCAGAUACGACCACACCCUCUGCCCCAAAAGCCAUAAAGUAUAAUUUUAAAAUACAGAUAGAUGCCCAAGUGCCAGUUCAUGCCUGCUAAGUGGGUAUGUCUGGCUCUGGGAGAAUCCAAUACACAGUAGGACUGAGAACCCAGACCCCAAGGCACCAGCUCUGAGCUCAGGAAAGACUGGACAGGGCUGCAGGAGACUCACUGCAUCUGCUUUGGCUUCAGAGUCUUCCCGAAAAUAUUAGCUGGAGCCAGGUUCUGGGUGAUAGAUAAGACUUCAUUCGUAGAUAGGUCUAAUAAGGAAGGUCUCCUGAGAUUCGAUAUAGCAUGCUGGUGUUGGUGGUCCUGGGGCGUGUGUGAGUGUGUGCCUGCUUGUGCGUGUGUUUCACACACAGGUGAAUGGAGAUGUGCAUUUGUGUGUGUGUGCAUGCAUAUGUGUGUGUGUGUGUGUGUGUGUGCAUCAGCACACAUAGCACCAAGGCCAGAGGCAAGGGUCCUGCACACUCUCUCUCUCUCUCUCUCUCUCUCUCUCUCGCUCUCGCUCUCGCUCUCGCUCUCUCUCUCUCUGCUCUCGCUCUCCCUCUCUCUCGCUCUCUGCCUUAUCUCCCCAAGACAGGCUAUCUCCAAUCCUGGAGUCUGGCUGUUGGUCAACAAACCCCAGCAGUCUUUCUCCCUCCACCUCCCAAGGCACUGAGAUCACAGGUGUGCCUUGGCUUUGAUGUGGCUUCUGGAAAUUUGAGCUCGGUCAUCACAUUUGUCGUGCUUGAGCCACAAACACUCUGACCCUGAGCAUCUCCCAGGCCUUGUUGGGGUUUUGUUUCUUUAGGUGGUGGGUUUCCUUGAACUCCCAUCUCUUCUGCCUCAACUCCCCAAGGGUUGGGAUUUGGGGAUUUUGGGUUUACAGGUUUGGGACACAUCUUUUUUUCUUUUUGUUUUUAUUCCUCCUCCUCUUCUGUUGUUUAAGAAAAACAAAUAAACAAACAAACAAUUCAAGGUCUUACUAUGUAGAUACAGCUAGCUUAGAAUUUAGCAUGUAAACCAGACAUGGCCUCAGAUUUACAGAGAUUAACCUGCUUCUGGCCCCUAAGUGCUGAGAUUAAAAGAGUGCACCACCAUGCCUGCCCCUUGUUUGUUUUGAUGAUUGAUUUUAUUUAUUACUUGUGUCUGUGUGAGUGUGUGUGUGUUUAUGUGUGGGGUGUGUGUGUGUGUGUGUGUGUGUGUGUGUGUGGUGUAUGUGGUAUAUGUGUGGAUUGUGUGUGUGGUGUGUGUGUAUGGGUUGUAUGUGGGGUGUGUAUGUGUGUGCUUGUAUGUGUAGGUUGUGUGUGUGGUGUGUGUGUGGGGUGUGUGGGGGGUGUGUGUGUGGUCUGUGUGUGUGGUGUGUGGUGUGUAUGUUUGUGUGGGGUAUGUGUGUGGUGUGCGUGUAUGUGUUUAUGUGUUGUGUGUGGUGUGUGUGUGUGUGUGGUGUGUAUGUGUUUAUGUGUUGUGUGUGGUGUGUGUGUGUAUGUGUGUGUGGUGUGUGUGGGUGUGGUGUGUGUGUAUGUGUUUAUGUGUUGUGUGUGUUGUGUGUGUUGUGUGUAUGUGUGUGUGGUGUGUGUGUGUUUAUGUGUGGUGUGUGGUGUGUGUGUGUGUGUGUGUGGUGUGUGUAUGUGUUUAUGUGUUGUGUGUGGGUGUGUGUUUGUGUGUGUUUAUGUGUGUGUGUGGUGUGUGUAUGUGUUUAUGUGUUUAUGUGUUGUGUGUGUUGUGUGUGGUGUGUGUGUGUGUUUGUGUGUGUGUGUGUGUGUGUGUGUGUGUGUGUGUACCUCAGAGCCUUUGGGGCUGGGGUUCUGAGCCUGGAAGUGCCCCAAGUGGGUGCUGGAGACCAAAUCAGGCAUCCUGGGAGAUCACCUCCGGCGGCUGUGUGGCUCCUCUUAUUUAUGUUUAAAGCAGAGUGAAAACAGAGUGUCAUUCUAUGACUCAGGCCAGCCUAGAACUCUGUAGCCCAAGCAGGUCUUGAACUCAAGGCCUUCUUCUUACUUCGGCCUAAGUCCUGAGUCCUAAGAUUGCCGGUGUGAGCCACCGGGCCCAAGUUUUUAAAAAGGGGAAAGUGCGGUUGGGCAAAGAGGGUGAGCGCUCCUUGGUGAGGGCAAAUCGAGGAAGGCUUCCUGGAGGAGGUGGUAGCUGAGUUUGUCCUUGAACUCAGCUAUAAGAGAAAGAGAGGCAGGAGAGGACUAUCAUUCCAAAGUGAGAGAGAGAAAGAGAGAAAGAGAGAGAGAGAGAGAGAGGAGACAGGAAGACAGACUCAGAUCAGAGUUUGCAGUUAGGCAAGCAGGAGCCUUGGAGUCAUAAGAUAAACCCAGCAUCGAAGCUCCCUGAGAGAAAGGGGGUGAGUGGGGGUGAAGGUGGUAGCUCAUACUUGUGAUACCAGCACGCCAGAGGCUGAGACAGGAGGAUUGACAUAAUUUGAGGCCAUCUUGGCCUACCUUGUGUCUGGACUACAGAGUAGACCACAUCUCAAAGGAAAAGAAGGGGGGGGGGCGUUGCAGCUGAAGAGACGGCUCAGGAGCUGCAGCCGGGCAAUGGUGGUGUAUGCCUUUAAUUCCAGCACUGCGGAGGCAGAGGCAGACAGAUUUCUGUGGGUUCAAGGUCAGCCUGGUCUAUGUGGUGUGUUCUAUACAUAGCGCUACACAGUGAAACCCUGACUCAAAAAGAAAAAGAAAAGAAAGAAAGAAAGAAAAAAGGGGAAAAAAACAAAAGAAAAAAAUAAAAAGAAAGAAAAGGGAAAGGAGGGAGGAGGAAGGCGCACUGUCAUUUGCCCCACAGUGGUUUUGGUUUUUUGCUUUUUCAAUCUGACUUAGUUGCCAAUAUUUAAAAAAUGUGGUCACUUCCUAUCCAGAUGCGGAUUCCUGACUCUGGAUGCUCUGGGCCUUUCUCCACUCCUGGCUGUCCCCUGUCUGAAGGGUGUGGGCUCUCCACUGGGCCUGGUUCCCUUCUCUCCUCCUGUCUCCUCUGGUGGUAACCCUUUGGUGUCCUCCCCUGUGGAGAUGUCUCCACAGGGUUCCAGCAGAGCUGGCCAGCACAGGCCCUGGUCUUUGAGCUGGUGUGGGCUGAGCCCUCCGAGGCAGGGCAGGACAGGCUCUGGUAACCUGGGAAUGUUGGGUCGUGCAGUAGAUAUUCAUGUAGACUCUAGUUUUUGGCUGGAAAACAGGCUUAGAGCAGUCUCAGGUUAGUGCCACCAGUGUCUUGUUCCCGGGAGGUCACAGGGUUGGAACGUUAUUCCACAGAGCCUUGAAUGUAAAUUCUGCUCUCCCCUUAACUCCCACUACCCAGGGUGUUUGAAGGAAGCAGGGGGAGAAAUAGGGACUUGGGAGAAGGGCCCUGCAAUACAGUGGCCCAGGAGCCUGGAGAUGAGCCACUAAUGCUGACCUAAUGCUCCAGAGGCAGAGUGGCCCCUCUGCUCCUGCAGUGGUUUGGGAAAGCAGAGGCAAGGAGCUCCGGUUGCAGCAAAAUUUAGGUUAGGUAACAGUGUUGGCUUUCCCCAUGGCUGAAAGUUUCGCAUCAAGGAAGAGGUUGUUGGUGGCCAAUUCUGGGCUUGGAGGCUUUAACAAAUUUUUUAAAAUUGUAUUUACAUAUUUACAUAUGCAUGUGUGUGGCUCAGAAGACAAUUGGCUGGAGUUGGAUCUCUACUCAUCGCGUGCGUGCGUGCGUGCGUGUGUGUGUUUAUGUGCGUGCGUGCGGGCUCAGGAAUAGAACUUAGGUUGCUAGGCUUGCAGGGCAAACAUUUUAUCCACUGAACCAUCUCACCGGCCCUUGAGAUUUUGGUGGAGAUGUCUGGAGGAAAGAGGAAUCUGCACUGUGAUUUGAGAUCCAGGCCCUGGGUUUGGGAACUGCAGAAACCACAGUAUGCAACUGCCUGACGGAGGAUGAGGAUGUCCAAGCCAUGCUGCGGGGCUCCAAGCUCCUCAAGAUCCGCUCACGCACGUGGCACAAGGAGCGGCUGUACCGGCUGCAGGAGGAUGGCCUGAGCGUGUGGUUUCAGCGGCGCAUCCCCCGCGCAGCUUCGCAGCACAUCUUCUUCGUGCAGCACAUCGAGGCUGUCCGGGAAGGCCAUCAGUCGGAGGGCCUGCGGCGGUUCGGGGGCGCCUUUGCGCCUGCGCGCUGCCUCACCAUCGCCUUCAAGGGCCGCCGCAAGAACCUGGACCUGGCAGCGCCCACUGCGGAGGAAGCGCAGCGCUGGGUGCGAGGGCUGGCCAAGCUGAGGGCGCGCCUGGAUGCCAUGAGCCAGCGGGAGCGGCUAGACCACUGGAUCCAUUCCUAUCUGCACCGGGCCGACUCCGACCAAGACAGCAAGAUGAGCUUCAAGGAGAUCAAGAGCCUGCUGAGGAUGGUCAACGUGGACAUGAAUGACAUGUACGCCUACCGCCUCUUCAAGGAGUGUGACCAUUCUAACAACGAGCGUCUGGAAGGGGCUGAGAUCGAGGCUUUCCUCCGGAGGCUGCUUAAACGGCCCGAGCUGGAGGAGAUCUUCCGCCGAUACUCCGGCGAGGACCGGGUACUGAGUGCCUCUGAGCUGCUGGAGUUCCUGGAAGACCAGGGCGAGGACGGUGCCACCCUGGCCUGUGCCCAGAAGCUUAUCCAGACGUAUGAGCUCAACGAGACAGCCAAGCAGCACGAGCUGAUGACGCUGGAUGGCUUCAUGAUGUAUCUGUUGUCGCCUGAGGGGGCUGCGCUGAACGUGGCCCACACGUGUGUGUUCCAGGACAUGGGUCAGCCCCUGGCCCACUACUUUAUCUCGUCCUCUCAUAAUACUUACCUGACUGACUCUCAGAUCGGAGGGACCAGCAGCACCGAGGCCUACAUCAGGGCCUUUACCCAGGGAUGCCGCUGUGUGGAACUUGACUGCUGGGAGGGGCCGGGAGGGGAGCCCGUCAUCUACCAUGGGCAUACCCUUACUUCCAAGAUUCUCUUUCGAGAUGUGAUCCAAGCUGUGCGUGACCACGCUUUCACGCUGUCCCCAUAUCCUGUUAUCCUGUCCCUUGAGAAUCACUGCGGGUUGGAACAGCAGAUUGUCAUGGCUCGCCACCUUCGGAACAUCCUGGGAGACAUGCUGGUGACACAGGCCCUGGACUCCCAGAACCCCGAGGAGCUGCCGUCUCCUGAGCAGCUCAAAUGCCGGGUCUUGGUGAAGGGGAAGAAGCUGCCAGCUGCUCGGAAUGAGGAUGGUCGAAUUCUGUCAGACAGGGAGGAUGAAGAUGAAGAUGAAGAGGAGGCAGAAGAGGCUUUGGAGACUGCAGAGCAGAGGAAGCGAGCCAAACAGAUCUCCCCAGAGCUCUCAGCGCUGGUUGUGUAUUGCUGUGCUACCCGCCUGCGGACCCUGGAGCCUAGUCCUGGUCCACCUCAGCCUUGCAAGAUUGGCUCCCUCAGCGAGCGCAAGGCCAGGAAGUUCACCAGGGAGGCAGGAACCAGUUUUGUCAGGCACAACACUCAGCAACUGACCCGAGUGUACCCACUGGGGCUGCGGAUGACCUCGGCCAACUAUAACCCCCAGGAGAUGUGGAACUCGGGCUGUCAACUGGUGGCUCUGAACUUUCAGACUCCUGGCUAUGAGAUGGACCUCAACACGGGGCGCUUCCUCAUAAAUGGGCAGUGCGGCUAUGUCCUGAAACCCGCCUACCUCAGGCAACUCAACACCACCUUUGACCCCGAGUGCCCUGGACCCCCCAGAACUACUCUGACAGUCCAGGUGUUAACGGCCCAGCAGCUGCCCAAGCUGAAUGUAGAGAAGCCCAACUCCAUUGUGGAUCCUCUGGUGCGUGUGGAGAUCUACGGGGUGCCUGAAGACUGUGCGCACAAGGAGACGGACUAUGUGCUCAAUAAUGGCUUCAACCCCUGCUGGGAGCAGACUCUGCAGUUCCAACUGCGGGCCCCAGAGCUGGUUCUGGUGAGGUUUGUGGUAGAAGACUAUGAUACCACCUCCCCCAAUGAUUUUGUGGGACAGUUUACACUGCCCCUCAACAGCCUGAAGCAAGGGUACCGCCACAUCCACUUGCUGUCCAAGGAUGGAGCCUCGCUCUCUCCAGCCACACUCUUCGUUCACAUCCGCAUUGAGAACUCUUGAGGGCAUCGCCGACUUACCCAGGUGCUGGUAUCAUGCCACAGAGCCCUCUCUGGAGCAAGGGACCAUGGGAGUACCAACCCCUCCCGCCAGAUCCUUGGUCACCAGGUGCUGAGCACACCUGGGUGCUGACGCUCUUCCGUCGCUCAGUGAGAGAUAGGACCGUGAUUGGUGUCCUGUCCAGUGGAUUUCAGGGGCCUCCAACCUUGGGGCCUGGAGGUGGUCUCAGAUUCUUCGACUUGAGGAGGACACGAGUCCCUCUGCCCUCCAGCGGAGUCAUCUCAGCCUCCGUCCCCGAAAAGGGCAUAGCCACCCACACUGCCUCCUUUCAGGGCCCCCAGAGCCUCCCUUUAGGCUUUCCUGGCUUCUCCUUUGCUUCUUGACUCAGGUGGGUGGGGAGCAGAUGAGCCUGGGGAGAACCUGGCAGUGGGUUUGUAACUUGUGUCAUAGAAGAGCCCUGGAGAGGGCAGGAGAGGAACUAUUUUAAAAAAUAAAGAAAGAGUGUACCUUU